This is a messenger RNA of Boleophthalmus pectinirostris (great blue-spotted mudskipper), 2977 nucleotides long. RefSeq names its product alkylglycerone phosphate synthase (gene agps). Bases 30 to 1928 code for a protein of 632 amino acids. The transcript has 20 exons. Gene Ontology annotation, molecular function: FAD binding; alkylglycerone-phosphate synthase activity. NCBI's taxonomy places the organism in Eukaryota, Metazoa, Chordata, Actinopteri, Gobiiformes, Gobiidae. Gene Ontology annotation, biological process: lipid biosynthetic process. The record is from RefSeq and is a predicted model, not a curated record.
CUCCCUCCCUUCACAAACACGGAAGCAGCAUGGCGGCCAACAGCAGCGGCGGCUCCGACAGGCAACGAGCUGCACAGCAAAGACUCAAAAUAAUCACCGGGCAUUUACAGAGACCCACAGAUUACCAGCCAGACAUUGCAGCAACCGAAUGUAAAGCUCCGGAAAGUAACCCCAGUGUCUCUAGCGGGGAGCGGACCGUGCCGAGGAGGAGGCAGGACAUUAUGAAAUGGAAUGGUUGGGGUUAUAGUGACUCAAGAUUUCUCUUUAACAAGAAAGGUCAAGCUGAAUUCACAGGCAAAAGAUAUAGACUAAGUGGUAUGAUCAUUCCUGGGCUCAAAGACUGGUUCGAAGGCACAUUUGGAGCAAGUCUUCAGCACAAAACUCCUGCAACACCCAUACUAAAUAGCACUGCUGUACACCCUGCAACUAUUAAUGAGGCCUUCGUGGAAGAAGUAAAAGCUACAUCUAUUCCUUUCUCAGUCGAAGUUGAGGACAGAGUGUUCCGUGCACAUGGACACUGCUUACAUGAGAUCUUUGCCCUGCGAGAAGGGAAGAUUGGCCGUGUUCCUGAUAUGGUAGUGUGGCCAAGCUGCCACAGUGAUGUUGUCAAAAUUGUAGAACUGGCUUGUAAACACAAUGUAUGUUUGAUACCAUAUGGAGGAGGGACAAGCGUCUCCAGUGCCCUUGAGUGCCCCCCAGAGGAAACCCGCUCUAUUGUGUCCUUGGACACUUCUCAGAUGAAUCGCAUCCUGUGGAUCGAUGAGAAAAACCUCACUGCCCAUGUAGAAGCUGGUAUUGUCGGUCAGGAUUUGGAAAGACUGCUUAAUGAGAGCGGUUACUGCACAGGGCACGAGCCUGACUCCAUGGAGUUUAGUUCCCUGGGAGGCUGGGUUGCUACCAGGGCAUCAGGCAUGAAGAAGAACAUCUAUGGCAAUAUUGAAGAUCUGGUGGUCCAUGUAAAGAUGGUGACCCCACGAGGUGUGAUAGAGAAGAGCUGUCAGGGCCCACGAAUGUCCACCGGCCCAGAUGUCCACCACUUCAUUAUGGGCUCUGAAGGAACCCUGGGUGUGGUUACCGAGGUUACAAUGAAAAUCAGGCCCAUGCCAGAGUAUCAGAAAUAUGGGUCAGUUGUAUUUCCCAAUUUUGAGCAAGGUGUCGCUUGUCUACGAGAGGUUGCCAAACAGAGGUGCGCUCCAGCUUCUAUACGGCUCAUGGAUAAUGAACAAUUUAAAUUUGGGCAUGCACUGAAACCCCAAGUAUCUUCAAUUUUCACAUCAUUUUUGGAUGGUUUGAAGAAAUUUUACAUCACAAAGUUCAAAGGCUUUGACCCCAACCGUCUGUGUGUGGCCACCCUGUUGUUUGAGGGAGAUCGUGAGAAGGUUCUGCAGCAUGAAAAACAAGUGUAUGACAUUGCUGCGAAAUUUGGGGGCCUGGCAGCUGGAGAGGACAAUGGGCAGAGGGGCUACAUGUUGACCUUCGUCAUCGCGUACCUUCGGGACUUGGGUAUGGAUUAUUAUGUGAUUGGAGAAUCCUUCGAAACCUCUGUGCCUUGGGACAGGGUCUUGGACAUUUGUCGAAAUGUGAAGGCUCGGAUCAUUCGAGAGUGUAAAGACAAAGGAGUGCAGUUUCCACCACUUUCCACCUGCAGGGUCACUCAGACUUAUGAUGCUGGUGCCUGUGUCUACUUCUAUUUUGCCUUCAACUACAGAGGACUCAGUGACCCAGUGCACGUGUAUGAACAAGUGGAGCAUGCAGCUCGAGAGGAGAUUCUUGCCAAUGGAGGGAGCUUGUCACAUCAUCAUGGAGUGGGGAAACUUCGGAAGGAGUGGAUGAGAGAGACGGUCUCUGAUGUGGGUCUAGGGAUGCUCAAAUCUGUGAAGGACUACGUCGAUCCCAAUAACAUCUUCGGCAGCAGGAACCUCCUUUAAUUUCAUUCUCCUGUCCAUCUUUGACUCACCUUUUCUAACCACAAGUAACAUUGUUGGAUACUAAAUGUGAUUUUAAAAUGGACAGAGACUUGUUCUGUUUCAUGAAAAUGUCAUUGGUGCCAUUUAUCGAUUCACCCAAACCUUUAUUUUAAACAAUAUUGCACUUAAUAUGCUGUAACAAUCAUGUUUAAAUAGAUACAUCUCUACUGUUGUCAUGGCCUUAGACUGUACAGAUAAUGUAAUGUCAUCAAGUUAUCUUUUACAUGACUGUGGCCAGAGUAAAACUCGACUGAUAAUGCAACAGUUCAGAUUAUUCACCUUUACUCGCAUUUAACUGUUACUUUACUCCUUGCCAAUAGUUACUGAAAGCACCUCAUCUUUAGUUCUAAAUUUCUGAUGUGUGUGUGGCACGUCUUUAGUGGUAACUUCUAUGAAUGCGCUCUCUAAAGCUCUGUGCCUUUCUAACAUAUUUGUUUGCUCCUUGUCCAUGUGUCUUUACCUGAGGUUUGUGUGCCCUGUUACACUGACCAACCUACUCUAGUGGACUGUGUGUAGCCCAAGUGCUGGACAGAUGUGUUCUUAGCCCCUCUGCCCACAGAAUUGUUACGCCCAUAUGUGCAUAGUUUUGUACCGAAACCCGUGUGGUUUGUUACUAACCAAGUGAAGUGGAAAAAGCCAUUCUGUUUUGAGUCCUGCCUGCUUCAGUGAGAGCCUGAGAGUAAAGGCCAGUGAUCCCGGUGCUCUGUUGUACCAAAGAUGUAGAGUAUGACCAAUCACUCUCGACCUGUAGGCUACAUAAGAACAUAUGCAAACUCCCUGAAUAUGUUUUUCUAUUUCAUCUGAUGAUAAAUGUGGUAAACGUUUCAUCACUGGUGUUCCCAGCUUUCUAGGCUUUUCUUUUUGUCUCUAAUUUGUAUGAAGAAUUAUUGCUACUUUUAUCUGAAUUGUAACAGCCAUUAGCCUAUGUAGGCCUCGUUUUCCACUUCUCUAACGAUGUAACAUCCAUUUUGUCAAAGCUGUUUGUGCAAUAAACAACUAAAACUCGUGUA